Talaromyces rugulosus is the source of this 1473-nucleotide messenger RNA. RefSeq lists its product as uncharacterized. Bases 1 to 1473 code for a protein of 490 amino acids. Gene Ontology annotation, biological process: transcription elongation by RNA polymerase I; nucleolar large rRNA transcription by RNA polymerase I; RNA polymerase I preinitiation complex assembly. The transcript has 3 exons. The record is from RefSeq and is a predicted model, not a curated record. Gene Ontology annotation, molecular function: DNA binding. Gene Ontology annotation, cellular component: RNA polymerase I complex. Lineage: Eukaryota; Fungi; Ascomycota; Eurotiomycetes; Eurotiales; Trichocomaceae.
AUGGGCUCCGAUAAAACAGAAAAGAAACGCAAAAGAGACUCGGAUCGCCACGAACGGCCGAGCAAAAAGCCUGCGCUUGCUCCGCAAAACCUACCUCCGCUAAAGGCCAGUGUUCUUCGAGAUGAUAGUGAAUUCGCUCCAGUGUUAGUCCAUACACCGGGCCUUCAAUAUCCACGAAAAGUCCAAGGCUUCAAACCGUACAUCCGAGAACGAAACGAACCAGUAGCAAAAGUGUCGUCGUCAGAUCGUAACAAAGGCAUCAACUCAACGGAACUACUGUUGCAGUCGUCCGAACACCCGAAACUCGACUUUGUCGGCCGCGAGGCCAACGAUGAUGCUGACUCGUUGCUAAACCAUUACAUUGCGAUUGUCGACCCUAAAAAGAAGACAUGGGAGUUUGUCGAGGUGCGCAAGAUGACUCUGCGCAGUUCUGUGAAAAGAAACAACCAAAGCACGGAGAUUGAAGAGGAUGGCUUGGAUAUGGAGGGUGAUGGCACAACGACAUCCUACCGCGAUCAAAAAGACGCUCUCACCGCAGCGUUCGGAACAAAAGCAUCACGAAAAGCCCAACAAUCCCUGGCUGAGAACAGCAAGCUUGCACCGGCCGGAGCCAGCAAAGCGGCCGAAUCCGCCAUCAUCUCGUCGAUGCCCUCAGACGCCAUUGCAUCGGCCAACAGCAAGACCGACGAAAUGCAAGCCCAGAUCCAGGCCAACAAGCCCAUCCCCACGCCCAACCUAUCGGUCGAACACCCGUCCGAAGUGUACGCCAUCAGCUCGCUUGUGCCUGGUGGUCUGUCGACUCUGAGCCAGCUGCCCGUGCAGGAGUGGCAGGAAGCCGUCGAGACCGGUACCGCCAUUACGAGCACGUCGCGAUACGUGGCGCAUCGCGUUGAGGCUGUCGUCCAGUCCACAAAUACCACUCACUUGCAACUCCUCCGCCUCAUUUUGGCCUUGCUCGAGUUUAACCGCAGUCUGAAGCGAGGCAAACAGAGCGACCCCCAGGGCAGCCGCCGCCUCCCGCUGCGCGCCGAUCUGAAAAGACUCGUCUCCGCGGGCUCGUCGGCCGAGUUUGAGCUUCCAGAUCCCGUUAUUGAAGCCAUCCGGCGCAGGUUCGCGCCGCGCGGAGUCAUGACUCGCACCGACGUGACGCUACUGCACACAACCAUCUGUGCGCUGACUCUGCAUAUCCCCCCCGUGCCUACCAAGGACGGCGGCACAAGCUCUCUCGGCGGCAAUGCUCCCAACGAGCUCGCCACGGAUCCGGCUGAUUUGCGUGAUGAUUUGCGUAUGGAUAACCAGGGCAUUGUGCAGUAUUUCCGCGAGUUGGGUUGCAAGGUCGACAAACCCCGAGACUCUGAGUUUGAGAAAUGGGCCGUCAAGACCAAGGCCGAGGCGAAUCUGAAGAGGGUGUGUCGGUUGCGUCUGCCUGUUGAGUUCCCGAGACUGGCGAGAGGAAAAGCGACGAGGAGGUAG